This is a messenger RNA of Oryza brachyantha (malo sina), 684 nucleotides long. Its product is annotated as putative glycine-rich cell wall structural protein 1. The transcript has a single exon. The coding region runs from base 1 to 684 and encodes 227 amino acids. The record is from RefSeq and is a predicted model, not a curated record. NCBI's taxonomy places the organism in Eukaryota, Viridiplantae, Streptophyta, Magnoliopsida, Poales, Poaceae.
AUGGCUGGGUCUAAGGUAGUAGUACUUAGCUUCGUUGUCCUCCUAGUCAUAGGAGUAGCCAAUGCAAGGCCGAAAAAAUAUGCUAGCGCUGGGGGCGAAGGCGGUGGCGGUGGAGGUGGAGGUGGCUCGCCAGGGGGUGGUUCUGGUGGGGGAUCUGGCUCUGGUUCUGGGUAUGGGCAGGCAAGCGGGCCUGGUGGAGCAUAUGCUAGUGGUGGCGGUGGUGGAGGAGGUGGUGGCGGUGGGUCCAAUGGUGGAUCUGGAUAUGGUUCAGGUUCAGGGUCUGGGUAUGGUCAAUCAGGGGGUUAUGGGCCAUAUGGAGGAGGAUAUGCUCAAGGUGGGGGAGGCGGCGGCGGCGGUGGUGGUGGACAAAACGGUGGAUCAGGAUCAGGAUCUGGUUCAGGAUCUGGAUCAGGUCAGGCUGGAGGAUACGGACCUUACGGAAGUGGAUAUGCUCAGGGUGGGGGAGGCGGUGGUGGAGGUGGUGGUGGACAAAACGGUGGAUCAGGAUCGGGAUCUGGGUCAGGAUCUGGAUCAGGUCAGGCUGGAGGAUACGGACCUUACGGAGGUGGAUAUGCUCAGGCAGGAGGACAAGGUGGCGGCGAAGGUGGCGGACAAAGUGGUCCAGGGGGCAGUGGAUAUGGUAGUGGCUCGGGAAGUGGAUCAGGAAGCGCUGGUCAUCCAUAG